AUGCCAGAUCAAUUAUCAUUUUUAAAGAGAAAGACCGGUGUCAUCGUUGGUGACGAUGUCAGAAACCUGUUCCUUCACGCACAGAAGAAGGGCUUCGCCAUUCCAGCUAUCAACGUCACCUCUUCCUCCACCGCCGUGGCUGCUUUGGAAGCUGCUAGGGACAACAACUCCCCAAUUAUUUUGCAAACUUCCCAAGGUGGUGCCGCCUACUUUGCUGGUAAGGGUGUCAAGAACUCUAACCAGGAGGCUUCCAUUGGUGGUGCCGUUGCUGCUGCUCAUUACAUUCGUUCCGUAGCUCCAUUGUAUGGAAUUCCAGUUAUUUUGCACACUGACCACUGUGCCAAGAAGCUUUUGCCUUGGUUCGAAGGUUUCUUAGCUGCCGAUGAGGCUUACUACAAGGAGCACGGUGAACCUUUGUUCUCUUCCCACAUGUUGGAUCUGUCUGAGGAGUCUGAUGACGAGAACAUUGCCACUUGUGUCAAGUACUUCAAGAGAAUGGCUAAGAUGAACCAAUGGUUAGAGAUGGAGAUUGGUAUCACCGGUGGUGAGGAAGAUGGUGUCAACAACGAGAAUGCCGACAAGGAAUUGCUGUACACCAAGCCAGAGACCGUCUUUGCUGUUCACAAAGCUCUUGCUCCAAUUUCUCCAAACUUCUCCAUUGCUGCUGCCUUCGGUAACGUGCACGGUGUUUACAAGCCAGGUAACGUCGUUCUUCGUCCUUCCUUGUUGGGUGACCACCAGAAAUACGCCAAGGAGCAAUUGAAGUCUGAGAGUGACAAACCAUUGUUCUUGGUCUUCCACGGUGGAUCUGGAUCUACCCAAGAAGAGUUUGACACCGGUAUCCGUAACGGUGUCGUCAAGGUCAACUUGGACACUGACUGUCAGUACGCUUACCUCAUUGGUAUCCGUGACUACGUCUUGAAGAAGAAGGACUACAUCAUGUCCCAAGUCGGAAACCCAGAGGGUGACGACAAGCCAAACAAGAAGUACUUCGACCCAAGAGUUUGGGUUCGUGAGGGUGAAAAGACCAUGAGUGCUAGAGUCACCGAGGCUUUGAACAUUUUCCACACUGCAAACCAGUUGUAA
Komagataella phaffii GS115 is the source of this 1086-nucleotide messenger RNA. RefSeq names its product Fructose 1,6-bisphosphate aldolase, required for glycolysis and gluconeogenesis. Gene Ontology annotation, biological process: glycolytic process; gluconeogenesis. Gene Ontology annotation, cellular component: cytosol. Lineage: Eukaryota; Fungi; Ascomycota; Pichiomycetes; Pichiales; Pichiaceae. The transcript has a single exon. Bases 1 to 1086 code for a protein of 361 amino acids. The record is from RefSeq and is a predicted model, not a curated record. Gene Ontology annotation, molecular function: fructose-bisphosphate aldolase activity; zinc ion binding.